AUGAGUGGGGGUGUCAAUGUGAAGUCGGGCACCCGUGGGCCUCCCUCAUCAGGAAUCCCCCUCCCACGUAGCCUGUUGCCCUCCUCCCCCAAAGCAGACCCCCGUCGCCGGGUUAGUGAUCUGCCCAAGCCCUCAACUCAGACUCCUAAACACACACCCACGCACACUCCCACACACACACCCACACACUCUCCUUCACUUUGCCCACGGAGGUCCAGCAUCCCCGGGCCUUCCUCCAGGGACCUGCUGAGAGAUGCUAGCCUGAAAAGCCAACUCUUCCAGCGGACGGGAGCUCUACCUGCUCCCCAGAUGUCUCGUUCUGCCUACAGCAGCCCGCUGACCCAACGCAGAGUACCACCGCCACACUCCAAAGACACGCUGGACCUGGGAAAACCUUCCCUGGCUCACACUCCACCACAGUUAACACAUAACGGCAAUCGCAACAAAAACACCUUCACAAAUAAGAACCAAACAUGGGGAGCCAGCAACCUGCGUCCACCAUACCAGUUCAGGAGAGGGGACAACUCCAACUCUGUAACUGUAACAACAAGUGAGGUCAUGCCAGGAAGAGACAAGGAGCCUCCAGAAAACCAGACAGCCCAGUCCACAAUGUUCAACAACAGUAACCUCCGCCCUUCUCUACCUCAAAUGAGCUACGAACACGCCAUCAGAGGUCGUAGCAACUCCAUGAGCCAGUCAGAUGAGGAGAUGGAGACUCCUGAGGACAGUAGUGCGGCCUCUUCUCCUGGUCCUCCUCCGCUGCCACCAAUCACAUUCACGCUGCCGGUAAUGUCAAAGAUGGCUGUCGAUACACAGGAUCAAAACCUAGACAAGGAGGCUGUGUCCAUGGAGACACACACACCUAAAGUUAACAUGGCUACUGUGGCUCCCUUCAGCUACAGGCUGCAGGUGCAGGAGAGUGAUUUUUCAGUGGAUGAACUGAGUGACUGCUCAUCUGGAUCCAUAGAAGUCUGCUGCGAUGACCUAACACCAGGGGGGAUGCUGGAGGCUAAUGUGGCUAACAUUAGCAUGACGGCUAAGCCCAGAGAGCUGGACCUCAGGUCUGCUGCUGUCUCCUGCCAGGAUACUACAGCCCAGGCCAUGGCCUCUAGGAAGGCCCCGCCCAAGCCCUCCGCUCUGCCCCAGGGACCUUCACGUUCCUCCGGGUCAGAGCUCAAGGUCUACCGGCCCUCCUCUGGAUCUAUCCCAAUCCCAAUCCCCAAUCCGUCCGGUCUCCGCAAGCAGCGAUCACUUAGCAACUUGUCUGUGCUCACUGAUGCUGAGAAGAAGCUACACCUGUACCAGUCUCCGCGGUGGAAUGAUGAUACUAGCCGGCCUGGCACUGGCACCAACAAAGCAGGCCAGACAAAAACAGGUCAGGCUGGGGGUGGGAGACCACCACUCUCCCGGACCCUUUCAAAGUCAGAACAGUCUCUUUUCCAGGGAAAGCCCAAACCUCUCUGCUUCCCGGCUGUUACCUCUAACAUAGGCAAGCCAAGUCGAAUUCCUGCCCCUGGGAGACCACGGGGACCUUAUGCUGAGGUCAAGCCCAUCAGCAAGGCCUCUGAAGCGGGCCAGAGUGCAGACACAGACUCCACUGACCACCCAACUAAAGCUAACUCCAAUGGAGCUGUGAGUAGUGGAACUAAUGGCAAGAAACCAGGGGAGAAGGGGAGAUCUGCUUCUCUGUCAACAGAGGAAAAGAAAGAGAAGAAAGGGAUAGAGGGGGAAGAUGAUAAGAGCUUUCUGAAGGUGGACCCAGAGUUAGUGGUGACGGUUCUCGGAGACCUGGAGCAGUUGCUCUUCAGCCAAAUGCUCGACCCGGAGUCCCAGAGGAAGAGAACCGUACAAAAUGUUCUGGACCUUCGACAGAACCUGGAGGAAACCAUGACCAGCCUGAGAGGGGUGCAGCUUAGCCACAGCUGUGUGGAGGGGACCAUGUGCUAUGACAGUGAUGAAGCUGCCGCCUUCUCCGUUUCCAGUCUUUCAAAUCGCUCCUCUCCGUUGUCAUGGCGCCAGGGUCAAGCCAGCCCCCGUCUGCAGGCUGGUGACGCUCCGUCCACAGGUAACACCCAAUCAGACAUUCCGCUCCGGAUCAGCCACAACUCCCGUAUCCACCUCAUCGAAGCUCUGGAUGAGUCAGAUCCGUCCUUGAUGAAGGGAGAUUACCUCAGUGACAGUGACCUCGGUGGGAAGAGCCCAAACGAAGAUGAUGAAGAUGAUGAUGAUAUUGACGAUCUGGGGAAUGGUUGGGAUGAGAGCAGCUCUAUCAGCAGCGGUCUAAGCGACGGCUCAGACAACCUGAGCUCUGAAGAGUUCAACGCAAGUCCCACUCUCAACUCCCUCCCCACCACUCCCAUCGGCUCCCGCAGAAACUCAGGCAUAGUGAUGCGGACAGAUGCAGAGAAGAGAUCUCUGGUGGAGAGUGGUCUCUCCUGGGAUACUGAUGAUACCAAACCCAGCCGCAAGAGCCAGGGCAGCAGCAUCUACGAUACGGGGAGUCUCAAGUCAGAGUCAGCCAAUAAAUGGAAAAAGACAAGGCCGCAGGGGGAGGGGCUAGAAGGAGGGAAGGGCGAACUGAAGAAACCUCAAACCCUGGGUCAAGGGAAUUUGUUGAAGAAAGGAAGAAACCCACCUGUGGGAGUCACAUCCCCGAUCACCCACACCUCUCAGAGUGGGCUGAAAGUGGCAGGUACAGUAAAGUCAGAUGGGAAGCCCAUGGAUAAGUCUCGGUUAGCAGUGAAGACGUCAGGUCUUCAGCGCUCCUCUUCUGAUGCUGGUAAAGACCACCGGAAUGGUACCACUGGUGGUGAGCAACGUAAACCUCCAUCCGGCCUGGUCAGGCCCUCAACUGGUGGAAACUUUGGCUUCAAGAAACCCACCACGGCUACCAGUAAUGGGACAAACAAUAACAGUACGCCCACUGUGAUGAGUACAGGUGGCAGUGCCAUACCCAGCGGCUCUGCUACUGUGGGAAAGAUUCCCAAAACAUCGGGUAUUCCUGUCAAACCAGGGGCUGGUGGUGGUGGAGGACGUAAGACAAGUCUAGAUGUUUCAAGCAGCGACCAAAGUGGUUUUCUGUCCCCAAAUGCUAGGACGUCUCUCCAGUACCGCUCUCUGCCUCGUCCUGCUAAGACGAGCACGCUGACUUUAACCCGGCCGAGCUCAGCUCGCCCAGUAAGCACUACCAUGGACACAAGCUCUGGAUUGAUCAAACCUUCAACUACUGCGCCCCAGGGCUCAAGGCUCAAAGAGCCUGCCUCAGGGCUUGGUUCUGGAACAGGGUUGAGUAAGACGGGGAGUCGUGGGAUCCCAAGUCCCAGUCCUGUCAAUCAAACGGACAGAGAAAAAGAGAAAGAGAGAGCCAAAGCUAAAGCUGUAGUAUCUGACUCAGAGUGUGGAGGUGGGUCUCUAAAGGCCAGCCCUGCUCAGACCCCCUCAGAGAACGGAGGGAAGCUACAGGGGCUGAGACCUCCCAGCAGUAGCAAGGGCAUAGAUCUGCCCUCACCCAACACACACAGAUUAUCUGGGGUGCGCAGCCUGGCAAAGCCUCCAUCCAUGGCCCAGCUUGACAAGCUGAACUCCAACAGCCUUGAGGUGGGGGUACAGGACACCCUGCCUCCGAAGAUCCCUCCCUACUCUAAGCUCCAGGACCUGGCUAACUCAGCAGGCAGCUCCACUAGCCCCUGCCUGACCCCCAGCCCUGCCCCAUUACUCAAUGUGAACUCUUCGGCCUGCUUCUCAAGCUCUGGGAUUGGGUUGGGGCCCAGGCAGGUCUCUUCGCUUGGGGUUGAAGUGAGUGGAGGAAGCACCUCUCCCCUGCUCUACCCUCGACUGUCUGGGCUGCAUCGGAGCAUGGAGUCAUUGCCGCUCCAGAUGAGUCUGGCUCCAGAGCCUCAGGAGGGAGAGAAGAAUAGAGAGAGGGAGACUUUAGUGAGAGGCUACACCACCAUUGAGUCCAGAGACAAAGAGAGACAGGAGGACAGAGGCCCUCCUACAAGCUGGAGCUCUGGAAGUAAAGUCUCAUUGACACUUACAGACAGUUCUCAGAGAGACAGAAACACACUGCCAAAGAAAGGUUUGAGUUUCAGCGGUGCCUCCCAGGCUGAGGAGGAAGGGAAGGAGAAAGGAGAGAGGAGACACUCUCACACUAUUCUCAGUAUGACAGACUCCCUCACUCUUCCACUGCUGUCCUCACCCACCUCCCUGCCCCGCACUUCUAAGACAAGUAUGGUACCCAGCCCUGUCGGCGGACCUCCAAGGAUGACUCGUUCCAACAGCAUCCCAACACAUGAUGCCUCUAUGGAGCUGUGCGGUGUGUCUCCACUGGGCAGCACACUGUCGCUGGCUGAGCGUCCCCGCAGCAUGGGAAUGGUUCGCUCGGGAUCCUUCAGGGACAAGGAGCCCGAUGAAGUUCAUGGGUCUGUGCUCUCACUGGCAUCCAACGCCUCGUCAAGCUACUCCUCGGUGAGUUUGGACAGCAUGCAGACUCAGCAAAUCCGCAAGCUGAGGAGAGAGCUGGAAUCGUCCCAGGAGAAGGUGUCUAACCUGACCACACAGCUGACUGCAAACGCAAAUCUGGUGGCUGCCUUUGAGCAAAGUUUGUCACUGAUGACGACUCGGCUUCAGAGUCUGUCAUUAAGCCAUGAGCAGAAGGACUCAGAGCUGGUGGAGCUGCGGGAGACCAUCGAGGCUCUGAAGGCCAAGAAUGAAGAGGCCCACGCUGUUAUACAAGGAGCUUUAAACAAUCCAGAUAACAUGAAAGACCUGCGAAUUCGACGUCAAAACUCGUGUGAGAGCAUCUCAAGUCUGAACAGCCUGACUAGUAUGUCGAGUGUUGGCAGCAUGAAGGACCAAGAUGCCAAGAAGAAGAAGAAAAAGAGCUGGGUCUUUGAGCUAAGGAGCUCCUUCAACAAGGCAUUCAGCAUUAAGAAAGGCUCCAAAACCUACUCAGAUAUCGAGGAAAUCGUCACCCCAGACUCCUCAGCCCCUAAUUCCCCAAAGAUGCCUCAUGAGGGGGGAGAAGGAGGGGAGAAUCAGCCUUCAUCCCUCAAAACCUCAGCUUCUGUAAUAAUGGAGACUACAGAGGAGGGGGACAAUGAGGAAACAGCGGUAUCAGAGCUACGCUCAGAACUCUGGGUGAAAGAGAGGGAACUGACAGACAUCCGACUGGAGGCCUUAAACUCUGCUCAUCAGCUGGAGCAGCUCAGAGAAGCCAUGAACAACAUGCAGUCAACAGUGGAGAACUUGAAGGCAGAGAAUGACCAUUUGAAAACAGGAAGUCAGCUCCAUCUUGCGGGCUGUGGCCCCACCUCCUCCACUUCCCAGCCUUCAGGCCUGGCCUCUCUCCUGGGGCCGUCACUGAGGCAGCCGAUGAGCAUGUCCCUCACCAAGUCCUUCAGUCUCAGCCUAAAUGAUUGUAAAGAUACAGACGUGUCUCCAGCCGACAUGCUAAGCGUGUCUUCCCAGCGGGAUGAGGUGUGUGCACGAGUACUGGUCUGCAUUGGAGAUCAAGCAGAGGACAGCAAACAGCAGCAAGAGUAUUACUUGGGCUCAGUGUCAGUCAGUGCAAGGACUGACUGGGCCAGUCUCGACUCUCUUAUAGCUAAGACCUUCAAAGACUACCUAACUCAAGUGGACCCGACAGCCAGCCUGGGUCUAUCCUGUGAUUCGCUUCACAUGUACCAGCUGGCCCAGGGAGGGCAGAGGGUGAUAGGAGGGGACAAACCUCAGGCCUUACCUUAUCGCUGUCUCAGCAGUGGUUCAGCUCAAAUACUUGUCACCUUGAAAGGUAUUAAAGAAAAAUGUGUUGACUCACUCGUGUUUGAGACUCUGAUUCCUAAGCCCAUGAUGCUGCACUACAUCAGCCUGCUGCUGAAGCACAGACGUCUUGUUCUGUCUGGGCCCAGUGGGACAGGAAAGACCUACCUAGCUCAGCGUCUGGCCCACUACCUCCUGCAGCGCAGCCGGACCGACUCGUCUGAGGCCGACCAUGAGACCUGUCUCCUGGGCCGCAGCGCUGCUGUCACCUUCAACAUGCACCGUCAGUCACAGAAGGAGUUGCAGUUGUAUCUGUCCAACCUAGCAAAUCAGAUUGACAGAGAAAGUGGGGGAGAGUUGCCACUGGUUGUUAUCAUAGAUGACAUCAGUGAUUCAGCAGCCAUCACUGAGCUUGUUAACGGAGCGCUCACCUGCAAGUACCACAAAUGUCCUUACAUCGUUGGAACGACCAAUCAGCCAGUGAAGAUGUCGUCCAACCACGGACUGCACCUUAGCUUCAGGAUGGUGAUGUUCUCCAAUAAUGUGGAACCAGCAAAUGGGUUCCUGCUGAGGUACCUGCACCGUAAAGCUGUGGAGGCUUACCAGGAGGAGGAGCAGGACUCAACACGCCACCAAGCUCUCCUCCGCGUACUCGACUGGGUCCCUCAGCUCUGGUACCACCUCCACACUUUCCUGGAGAAACACAGCACUUCAGACUUUCUUAUAGGUCCCUGUUUCUUCCUGUCAUGCCCAGUAUCAGUGGCAGAGUUCAGGCAGUGGUUUAUUGACCUGUGGAACCACUCCAUCAUACCAUACCUGCAAGAGGGUGCCAAAGACGGGAUCAAGGUCCACGGGCAGAAGGCAGUGUGGGAGGAUCCAGUGGAGUGGGUGAGAGGUACCCUCCCUUGGCCCAAUGCACAGCAAGACCAGUCCAGACUGUUUCACCUACCUCCCCCCAGCAUAGGUGCACCCAGUGAGGAGAAGAAGCCCCCCAAAGAUACACCUCCACCCAGUGCACUGGAGUCAGACCCACUGAUGGCCAUGCUGCUGAAGCUCCAGGAGUCGGCCAACUACAUAGAGUCUCCAGAGCGCGAAGGCAGUCUGGAUCCCACUCUUCAGGCUACGCUCUGAGGACAACAUACGAUUGUCAGUUGAGCUGUGGAACUAUGGACUCUUUAUUGCGGCUGCCACAGCGAGUGCAGUCCCAAUGAGACUCAUUAAUGAACUUUACUGUGUGCUCAGUGAGCAGUUACAAAGCUAAAUGUAAAGGAUCUACAGAGAGAGUGAUUAUGGACGAAGGGCUUGCUCUGCCCUGCUAUUACAACAUUGGAAAGACAAUUAAACUGCUUUUAUAGGAAGCUGUGAUGAUCAUGUCAGGGAAAGAUACUCAUUUGUCUCUUCUCUGACCCCAGUUUGUCCCAAAGGGGUUGUUGUUGAAUCCGCAAUUGCAUGGUAACCGGAAUAGUAUGAUGCAAAAUAUUACCUAUAAUCCUACUGAUCAAGACCCAUUUGUUCCCUUUCUUUUGUUUGUGUUUGACUGUCACAACUUUCAACGACUACAACUAUUGGUGCUUACUGGUUUUCUUUGAAGGCACGUGCUUCAUUUAAGAAAGAAAUUCACUUCAGAGGUAAAAGAGUCUGAUUUCCCCCAAAGCAGGACCAUCACUCGACGACAGCCAAAAAUGCACUUUAUUUUCUACAUGUGGUAAUUGGAUUUAAGGAGGCUGUGUCAGUGACUGCGCAUUAAAUGGGGGGACUAUCAGUUUGGCCAAAUCAUGCAGUUCACUAGUAAUUCCUCUAGAUGGCAGCAACUACUGCCUCGGUGCCCUCUUGGUGUGCUUUUUUUUGUCUUCUCAAAGGUGCUCCGUAGAUGAUAACACACACUCAAUAACACAGUUAUGAAAAUGGCCUUGAAUGUUAUAUUUCUUUUCAUUUCAGCCACUGUAUCAUUCAUGGAUCAAAUAUCAGACCUGUGAAGCUGUAAGAGUAACAUGCAUGGGUGAAUAAGGAAUUGAAAAAUGAAUCAGUUUUACGGUCAGCCUGUGCAGAAAAUGUCAUCAUCAGUGGACAGUAGUCGGUGGUUUACUCCAGUAAUAUACUGAUCAUAACGACAGACUGACUCUAUACUCAACAUUCUGUAUUGUGAACACACACACACAACAAGAAAACAAAAACUGCUUGUUCUAGUCUGCCAAAUCGGCCUACCAUUUCUGGCUAUGCUUGCGUCUACUCUGUAUUUAGAUAUCAACACAAACUUCUCUUGUGAUAGAUAAGGACACAGCUUUGAAAAUCUUGAUUUUGUAGGAUUUUAUACUGAGUCAUACAAUGAGCAUCCGUAUACAGUAAUCACCAUCUAGUAUUUAUAUCAAACAUGCAGUUAGCCACAGCAGCAGACAGCAUCUUCCGCACAGUCAUACUUCCGUCAUUACUGGUUAGAUCAUUUCUCAUUUGUUAUGCCACAGGGGGGAAGUGGAGUACAUGAGUUUUAAAAAAAAGCUGCAGUCAACUUAGAAGAAUAAGUACAAAAAACAUUUCCUUCCUCAUUGCAUUUGCUCUUUAUAUCUUUGAUAAUGUUUUUCAAACUAGAAAUCUGUUUCCUUCUCUGGCACUAUUUUAAGAGUUACAGGAAGAGUAAGGGCUGGGGUUAAGAAUGCUUGAAACUCAUUAUUAAGUGGCUUCCUCUCAUUUAUUUCCUUCAUUUGUUUGCACAUAAUAUAUGUGAGAAAGUGCUAGAUUACAGAGAGUAUUUAUUGCUCACAUCUUGACUGUUCUUGUGAUGAAGGAAGACAGCAUAAAAAGACGUGUAAAAGGAGGAAGCUGUAGGUAGUAGAGAUACACUUAAACGUCUCAGUUCCGUGCCCCUUCACCCUGAAGUACCUCAGACUGCCAUAUUCUCUCCAGAUGUUCCUCCUCUUUCCAAACAGCAAAGUGCUGCUGGAAAGUAGAGACAUGAUGCCUAAGUCUAUCUGUGCCUGAAACACGAUUUGGCCUAAAGCUGCUUUUGAGCUGUUUUAAUCUACCACACGGAGGCCUCGAAUUAGAGGAAACAUCUUCACUUCCUCUCACCUACUCUGAUGUCACUUUAAUGUCGUCACCUUGAUGCCCAUAUUUGGGUGGAGAGUGGGUUACUGAUUUGGGCCUAUGGCUGGUAGAUGAGGUAAUGUGUAACGUGUCAGUUAACUCUGCAGUAGAUGAGAAUGUGUAUCAUGACUGGGCUGUUUGUGUGUGAUUUGACACCAUUUUAAGUGUGAAAGAAUAGACACCUUUGAGGAGUUGCCUGAGAGUGAGAAGCAGUGUAAGAACAGAUAUUAGCCUGGAGAUCUAAUGUCAAUGCAUGUGUCCCUGGUGUAUUCCCAAAGUUGUGUUUCAUUGGACCUACCACACUUAAACCUUAUCACGGGAGGGAUUUUUAAUAACUGGAUAUCUUCCUUUUUUCGCAUUGUUUUUAAGAGCAGACAUUUGUUUUUUUUCUUAUGCAAAUAUUUGUAAAGGUUUCUUUCUCUUUUGUACAUGACAUCACUAUUGUAAACACUGUAAAUAGUCAGUGCAUCUGCGACAACAAUCACAAAAAAAAAAUGUAGAGAUCUAAGAGAAGGCAUGGCUCCUGUAUGCAGAAAUGAGCGUCCUCAGUGGUUUUAUUGUCUUCCUCCAGUAGGAAGGAGCACUUGGCUUAAAAGGAGUCCUAAUAAUGGUUGUAUGGCAUGUCUCUAUAACUACAUCACAUCCCAUAUGUCUAACAUUGAGAAAUGAACACAAUAAAGUCAUGCCAUUCUUC
This is a messenger RNA of Toxotes jaculatrix (banded archerfish), 9535 nucleotides long. RefSeq names its product neuron navigator 1-like. The transcript is spliced from 31 exons. Lineage: Eukaryota; Metazoa; Chordata; Actinopteri; Toxotidae. The record is from RefSeq and is a predicted model, not a curated record. The coding region runs from base 1 to 6891 and encodes 2296 amino acids. Gene Ontology annotation, molecular function: ATP hydrolysis activity. Gene Ontology annotation, biological process: microtubule bundle formation; nervous system development; neurogenesis. Gene Ontology annotation, cellular component: axon initial segment; microtubule cytoskeleton.